AUGGCGAAAGUGAAGGAGUACGAGGACAUUCUAGGCCAAGUAUUUGGGGAUUCUGACUCAGAGAGAUCUCAGCCCUCGUCCGACACUAUCCUUUGGUCUGGCCAGGGGGAACAGGACGGGGACAGGACAAGGACAGGACAGAGGACACUGCAUCAAUCCUGGCCCAGGACCCAUGCACGUCGCCUGCAUUCGAUAAAUCCUGACAGCACUGGCAGGACCCAUCUCAGAAGGAACUUCCUUUGGCUUCACGCCCCUCCAUUUGAUGGGGUGCGAAUUGCGAUUCAGCAGGGUGCGAUGCGACUUAUCCGCAAUGUCCGUGUACGAGGGAGUUCGAGUUUCCUCGAGAUCCCUGCGCCGGCUACAUCCUUGGCCGCAUUAAGUGUAGACAUUAUUCAUUUUUGAUGAUGAAUUUCCAUGUCUCGCAUGUCUAG
Messenger RNA from Drosophila serrata, 431 nucleotides. RefSeq lists its product as uncharacterized. Lineage: Eukaryota; Metazoa; Arthropoda; Insecta; Diptera; Drosophilidae. The record is from RefSeq and is a predicted model, not a curated record.